UUAUUACGUAUUUGAAAAAUUUAUCAUGUAUCAGUUUCAAGGUGAAAGCUGAUAACGUACUUAGGACAGAGGGCAACUCCACGAGUGAGUUUCAUAUUGAGAUAUAAACAACUAGAAACUCCCAAGGAAGAGUUAAUAACAAAAAACACUGGGCCAUGUCUUUCGUUGGUCGAUUAGCUUUCGUCACAGGGGGUGGUUCAGGCAUCGGAAAGGCUGCAUGCCAACUGCUGGCCAAAGAAGGUGCCUCCGUAGUCGUGGCUGAUAAAGUUGUUAAAAACGUAAACGAAACCAUCAACUGUAUUCCUAGCAGUCCAACGCAGAUGCACCUCGGUAUAGACUUGCACGUCGAGAAAUCAGAAAGUGUGGGAAAUGCCCUACUCCAGACGUUGGAAAAAUAUUCAAAACCUCCUACCAUAAUCGUCAAUUGUGCCGGUAUUACUAGAGAUAACUUUUUAUUGAAGCUCUCUGAAGAGGACUUUGAGGAAGUCAUUGAUGUUAAUUUGAAGGGUACAUUCCUCGUGAUGAAAACGUUUGGAAAAUCUAUCGUCGAUCAUGGAAUCACCAAUGCGUCCAUCAUCAACAUAGGCAGCAUAGUAGGUAAAUACGGGAAUAUAGGACAAACUAAUUAUACUGCCAGCAAAGCAGGAGUGGAACUUUUAACAAGAACAGCAUCCCAAGAAUUGGGAAAAAUGGGUAUAAGGGUGAACACAAUUUUACCGGGAAUGAUAUCGACUCCGAUAGUAGAGACCGUCCCAGAGAAGGUUCAAGAGAAGUUCAUGUCGAUGAUACCAUUGAAAAGAUUUGGAAGACCAGAAGAAGUUGCAGAAGUCAUAGCUUUUCUAGCUUCCGACAAAAGUUCCUACAUAACUGGGGCUUCCAUAACUGUUACGGGGGGAUUCUAGGAUCAAGGAUUUUGAGAAAUUUAACAUAUUUUUAUUGGUCUUUUGAAGUUACCAUAAACGAGUCAUUGGUUCAUUCGAAAUUAUCCACUUUAGCAUAUCCAGAUUU
Molecule: messenger RNA, 1008 nt
Organism: Leptinotarsa decemlineata (Colorado potato beetle)
Lineage: Eukaryota; Metazoa; Arthropoda; Insecta; Coleoptera; Chrysomelidae
Product: estradiol 17-beta-dehydrogenase 8
Biological process (GO): fatty acid biosynthetic process
Molecular function (GO): quinone binding; oxidoreductase activity, acting on the CH-OH group of donors, NAD or NADP as acceptor
Source: RefSeq, a predicted model, not a curated record